AAUUUGCUUUGAUACCGUUUCUUCAAUUAUGUAUGUUGUCUCUCUUUAGUGGUAAUCAGCUGAUCAUCUUGCUGGAUCUGUCUCUCUUUCAUUGUUAAAGAGAAAAAAAAAGAGCAGCAAAUGGAGUUUGCAAAGUUAGCUGUGGAUCCCAUUGUAUCCAAAGUUUUCGAACUGUUGGUUAAUCCUGUUGUGCGUCAGAUCAAAUAUGUAUUCAACUACAGUGCCAACAUCCACAAUCUCGAAGAAGAAGUUCAAAAGCUCAGUGAUGCUAAACAAAGGGUUAAGCACACUGUUGAGGUGGCUGGGCGGAAUCCACUAGAACAAAUUGAAGCUGAUGUUCAGCAGGGGUUGGCUAAGGUGGAUAGUGGCGCUGAAGAUGCAGAUAAAAUUCUUCUUCAACAUAAAGAUGGAGGAAAAUGGAGGUGCUUCAUGGGAUUGUGUCCAAAUUUGAUCAGGCGCCACCAGAUUAGUAGAAAAGCCAGUAAAGAAAUACCAAUCAUUGUUGGAGUCCGAGAAGGGGGAAAUUUUCCCAGAGUUUCCUACCGUGCUCCACCACAGGGCAUAGUGGCAGUCAAAGAGUGUGAAGCCUUUGAAUCAAGAACAUCUGUUGUAGAUGAAAUCUUGAAUGCUUUAAAAGAUGCUGACGUCAAUCUCAUUGGAGUGUACGGAAUGGGAGGCGUGGGUAAAACCACACUUGUGAAACACAUUGCCACUCCGGUCAGGGAACUCGGAAUCUUCAAAUUGGUGGUUAUAGCAACUUUCACCAACAGUGUGGUUGUGACAAGUGUUCAGCAAGAAAUUGCAGAAUGGCUAGACUUCAAACUUGGUGCGGAGUCUAUUUCAGUACAAGCAGCUCGAUUGAGUGAGCGAAUCAAAAAAGAAGAGAAAAUUCUAAUAAUUCUUGAUGAUAUAUGGGCAGCAAUCAAACUAGAUGAGAUAUGAUUCCUUAUGGCACUGAUCAUAAUGGAAGCAAGAUACUUAUGACGUCUAGAAAUCAAUCUGUAUUGUCGGAAAGCAAGAUACUUAUGACGUCCAGAAAUCAAUCUGUAUUGUCGGAAAUGGGUGUACAGAGAGAUUUCAGGCUUGAAGUUUUAGAGCAUCAAGAGGCAGUGUAAAAUAGUUAUUUCUUCUAUAUAUUUGCAAACUUUUAGAUGCAACAUGAAUGUUCAACAUGUUUUCAUUUGAUUGAUCUUUACAGGUUGUCUCCAACUUGGAGAGGUUAGCUCUAACAAUAAAGGAUGCGGCAACGAAAUGGGAAGGCCAGUUUUCAGCUGAUCUCUUUCACAAACUCACAGCCAUUGGGAUAUGUUGCUUUCAUGAUGAAUCUAGCUUUUCCAUUUGAUCUCCUUGAAAGAUUUCAGCCUAUGGAAAUUCUUGGAGUGGGUUGUCGUCAAUUCAAGGAGCUGUUCCCAUGUGAUGGCUUUGUUGGUAGGAAAAAAUAUGCUGAGGUUCUUGGAUGGAUACUGUCGUUAUUGUUGGAUAACCUUCCUGAUUUGACGGAUAUAUGGAACCAAGACUCCCAACUUGACCAAGUUUUACAGUCUCUUGAACUUCUUCAUGUUCAGAGGUGUAACAGUCUGGUUGCUUUAGCACCAUCCUCUACUUCUUUCCAAAAUCUAAUCACGUUGUAAGUGUUGAAAUGCAAUGGAUUGCUUAGUCUAGUAACAUUUUCCACAACAAAAAGUCUGGUACAACCCACAACAAUGAGUAUAAAAGAAUGUGAUGGAUUGAAAGAGAUAGUUGCAAAUGAUGGAGAUGAAAUUGAAUUGAAAGAGGAUAUUAUCUUCAGCAAAUUGGAAAGUUUGGAACUUCAUUAUUUAUCGAGCCUCGUUUGCUUUUGUUCAUCACAACACAGAUUCAAAUUCCCCUCUUUGAAAAAGGUAACUGUGAAGCAAUGCCCCAAGCUGCAGGUUUUCUCAAAAUUAGUCUAGUCUGCUGGGUGUACAAAAAGAUGACCAAUGGCAUUGGAAUGGCAAUCUCAAUACCGAGUGCUUAAUGGUCGAUGUAUGUUAAGUUUUUUCCUAGUGAUUUUUAAUAUUUAUGAAUACAUUAUUAGUUAUAUUUUGUACUAAUAUACUGCCCGUUGUGAUAUAUUUGAGAAUCAAGAUGGCCUAAUGUGUUUGAACA
Molecule: messenger RNA, 2127 nt
Organism: Manihot esculenta (cassava)
Lineage: Eukaryota; Viridiplantae; Streptophyta; Magnoliopsida; Malpighiales; Euphorbiaceae
Product: disease resistance protein UNI
Exons: 2
Coding region: 121-942 (273 amino acids)
Molecular function (GO): ADP binding
Source: RefSeq, a predicted model, not a curated record